This is a messenger RNA of Onychostoma macrolepis, 3168 nucleotides long. It is a transcript of the gene igfbp1b, whose product is annotated as insulin-like growth factor binding protein 1b. Gene Ontology annotation, cellular component: extracellular region. The record is from RefSeq and is a predicted model, not a curated record. Lineage: Eukaryota; Metazoa; Chordata; Actinopteri; Cypriniformes; Cyprinidae. The transcript is spliced from 7 exons. Gene Ontology annotation, molecular function: insulin-like growth factor II binding; insulin-like growth factor I binding. Bases 1817 to 2560 code for a protein of 247 amino acids. Gene Ontology annotation, biological process: regulation of insulin-like growth factor receptor signaling pathway.
GAGCAGUGGAUCCCCAGGAACAGAGUUAAGAACCACUGCACUAAAUGGAUUCAGUAAUGAAUCAUGUUGUGAUGUUGCAGAUAUUUAAUUAGAUUCUACAUGCAUUAUUAAAUUGCCAGUGGAUGCAGUGUUUCUUCUUCUUCUUCUUCUUCUGGAUCUGAUGAUGUUCACAGGUGACCACAAUCAUCGGGUGAGGUCAGGUGAAGUGUGUUUGUAGCAGAUCAAAGCAUCUGUUCAGUGGCUAAAGGACGUUCUUCUUGAAGAACAGACUCCCUGCGUUCUUCAUGAGUUCUUUACACACUAUCUCAGAGCUCGCAGAGCCUGACGAAUCUCUGGAGCUCGCGUCUGGAGCUCAGAGCAUCCAUCGGACCAGCAAAGACUGGGGUUUAACCCUCAAAGAGCACGGGGCACCUACUAGACACCGUGAUAGACGGACAACUAAACGGACAAGCAAGUCACCGUCUCAUAAGCAGGUGAAUCUGCCGCGGUGGCUGGUGAAUCUGAUGCGAGACAUCGAGGAGGCCACGACACAUGAGCUGACCAUUGAAUGAAGAUCCCUCAGACAGCAAGUUUUAACAGCCAACACAUCUUCACCUCUCUUGACACCUGAGGCCAUCAUUUGUAUUUAUUAUAAUUUUUUUUUUUUUUUUUUUUAAUAUGUAUUUGUUCUGAAGUUUAAUUCUCCAUCUCCAGUGCAGUGUUUUUGUUCUUCUUGCACAAUCUAUGGCUGAACUUGUGUGGGUGGGAUGUAAAUGAUUUGCUUGUGGCGUGGAGGCACUGAUGGACCUACAGCAAUCCUGAAGAACAUCAGAUGUGUUUGUUUGAGCAGACAAACAAAGUUUGAACUCAUAAGAUGUGCUCACCAUUAAAGCUUGAUUCAAUUAUUAAUGCUACUAGAAUCACAAAUCUGUGGUGUCUGAUGUCUUCAAACUGACUUGAACUAUUGGUUGACCUCAUGCAAGAGAUCGUAGUGUCCAAAGCUGGACUAAUACUACACCAGGAACUCUUAAUUACAGCGCAGGCACCUCAUGACAAACAUGUUAUGAUGGCUGAAGACCUCAGAUUAACCCGUCCUGUUAUUCAAUGACCACAUGACCUUGUUUUUGUGACCCAACUCAGUGUGGUCAAAAACACAUUGAGAUAUGCUGGCAUAUCUCCUGUUGUGUGACAGGAAAAUGUGUUUAUAUGCUACGUUAUUGUUGUUCAUGCUCAGAAAUGAGACUACAAAAGCUGUCAAUGGGAUGGUAACUUUUCACUUUUCAAAAGAUACACCUUACUUAGUACCUUAUUUACCCCUAAAGGUGCGUAUUACACUAGUCAACAUUUGAAGUGGAUCAAAACCUUUCAUCAAAGUUGUCCUAAAACCAAAAUGUGUUGUCUUCGUACAACUUUGAUUUUUUUGUUUUUUUUAAUCCACUUCAAAUGUUGAGCACUGCAGUUACAUUUUAAUAUGCAAUUAUGCAUAUUAGUACAUUUUAAAGAGGUGCUGUCCCAGUGACCGCUUUUGUAUGUUUUUUCUUUCUUUCUGAGAGUACAGAUGAUAAACAGCAGCAUCAUGAACCUGUUACUGGUGAAACGGGUCACAGAUGUUGCGUCGUCCCAUAUUGCACACUUCGUCCUAGAGUAAAUAUUGACGUCUGCGCAACCAGAGCAAACCUGUGCACUGAAAACAGCAUAAUUAAUACAGGCGAGCGGCGGGUCAAUGAUUAACUCCUCUGAGGUCAUCAUGUCACGGUAUAAAAGCUUGGCAGACACGCACAGAGAGCAGAUCUGACACACCGCAGCAGAUAUUGGCUCCAGCGCAUCUCUUUCUGCUAUGAGAAGGCCAUGUGUGUUUGUGUUGUUGGUGAGCGUCCUCGUCUGUCCGGCGGAUCUGUCUCCGGUGAUCGGGCCUGAGCCCAUCCGCUGCGCUCCAUGCUCUCAGGAGCAGCUGGACUCCUGUGCCACCGUGUCCUCGGACUGUCCCGAGGUGCUGCGAGAGCCGGGCUGCGGAUGCUGCAUGUCCUGCGCGCUGAGGAAAGGAGAGUCCUGCGGCGUUUAUACAGCUCACUGCGGCGCUGGCCUGCGCUGCGUCCCGAGACCCGGUGACCCACGGCCGCUGCACUCGCUGACCCGCGGACACGCCGUCUGCACUGAGGACCACCAGACACAAGAUGCCUCUCUCACCAAUGAGCCGGACAUCACGUCUGACCAUGGCUCCUUGCAAUAUCUGCUGGGACUCAACCGGCCGCUGGACCCGCAGGACGCGGCGGAGGCUCAGGAGAGCAUCAAGGCCAAAGUCAACGCCAUCCGGAAGAAACUGAUCCAACAGGGUCCGUGUCACUCUGAGCUGCACGCAUCUCUGGACGUAAUCACUGAAUCGCAGCAGACGUUAGGAGAGAAGUUCACCAGCUUUUACCUGCCCAACUGUGACAAGCACGGAUUCUACAAGGCCAAACAGUGUGAGACGUCUCUGGUGGGCCAGCCUCCACGCUGCUGGUGUGUGUCGUCCUGGAACGGGAAGAGGAUCGCUGAUGAUCUGGCGUCUGAUUCCCAGUGUCAUCAGGAGCUCACGCACUGAACCCAAGCUGCUGCUCACUUCACUUAUGUACCGUAUUUAUUCUUAUGUAUAUGUCUCUUAUUUGGUUAAUAUUUAUGAACUGUUUUGUGACAAAAUUCUACCAGAAUGAAUGAAACAAACACUAGAAAACAUGCUGUUUUUCAAACUCCACCUCAGCGAGAUCCAGAUCUGGGUCUUCAAAAACUCAAAGAUGAAUCUUUACGCUCCACGAUGACGUUCGUUGAAGAGUAUGAUAUAUUAUGAUGAGUCUCUGAUUCUGCCUCGAUCUUUGUUUGCUGUGGUUUUUCCUGACCACUUUAAUUCAGUAUAACCUUUUUUUGCACAGCAAAUGUCCAAGGUGAACCUGCUGAUAUUAUUCUGUGUAAACGGCUUGAUUUGUUUGUUUUCUGUAAGCUCAGUUUUAAUUGCUAUAUUAUUUGACUAUAUGUAUAUAUGCUGUAUGUAUUUAAACCCGAUGUCUACCUCACUUUAGACAUGACGUCUUUAUGGACUCCCUGAAUGCAUUUAACAUAUUUAAGAGUGCUGCUCUAUUUAUUCUGAAACUAUUUUAUUGGAUAUAAAUGUAAUGUAUAUAAUGAGUGUAUUUCAAUAAAGUGUGAGAGAUUGUA